AAAAAAAUCAUUUGGAUUUAUUGCAGGCUAACAGCUCUCUGACAAGCUUUCACCUUAUGAAAGGGAGAGGGCAAGAGAGAGAUUAAGAGAGCGAGAGGGGGAAAGUGAGACAGACUGAGGGAGAGGAGCAGAGGGCUCUCGAUGACCUAAUUCUAAGUUAGCUGUUCAGUUGCAGGAGUAUUGACUACAACAUAGACCCUUGUGGGAAGCAGCAAAGAGGAAGCCGUGACAAGGGCAGAGAAGGCAGGGAGUAUCCUCACGGACAGGAGAAAUUCAUCAGGUUUUCCUGCUGAGCUCCAGUUGCUGCCAGAAGAGGAAUGGCAGGCCGGAGGGGAGUUAAAACUCUGAAGAGAUCGGCCGUCCCUGGAGUGACUAUCACACAGUUUGUGGAGGACAUUCCGAAAGGGUGCAGCACACCUGACUUUGAGCGGAAGCCAAUUACCUUAACAUUACAGGAAGGUAAAAAUGCCAUUUUCAGAGCUGUGGUCAAGGGUGAACCACAACCAGAGGUGUUCUGGAAACGCAAUAAUGAGGCAGUGGAUGAUCCUCAGAAAUACCAGAUAUCAUUCAGUCCAGCCACAAAUGAGUUUAUCCUGCAGGUAAACAAAAUCACUGCGGAUGAUGCUGACUUGUACCGUUGCACCGCUGUGAAUGAGUAUGGGGAAGCCACCUGCACUGCUGGUCUCAAGAUCAUACAGGUCGGCUUCAAGAAGAAAGCGAAGCCCACUUCUUCUGCACCACAGACAGACCUGAAGAAGGAGCUGCAGGACUUCAGAAAAACAUUAAAGAAACGAACACCUUCAAGUGCUCCAAAGAAGGAAAUGGAUAUGGAACAGAUCUGGCAGUUACUGCUGAAUGCAGAUAAGAAAGAUUAUGAAAAGAUCUGCCUGAAGUAUGGCAUUGUUGACUUCCGUGGGAUGCUGAGGAAGCUUCAGGAGAUGAAGAAGGAGAGAGAGGACAAGCAGGCACAGUAUCUACUCAACCUCAGAAACCUGAGGCAUGUCAGAGUCAAUGAGGUGCAAGGAAAUGCUUCAUUUGAUCUAGAGAUGGAACUGAAAAAUCCGGAAAGUAGAAUUUACCUAUACAAGGAUGGCCAGAUGAUCAAUUUUGGAUUUGACAGUGAAAACACAAAGCACUGCCUGCGACAGGUUGGCAAAAAGUACAAUUUUAUCAUCAACGAUCUGCAGCCAGAAGAUGCUGGCGUGUACCAGAUCAAAGUAGAAGAUGUAGAUGUUUUCUCAACUGAGCUGGAAGCAGAAUCCAUCCCAGUAAGUUUUCGCUAUCCUCUUGGUGAGGUGAGAUGCCACGAGCAAGGAAAUGCUGUCUUUCAGUGCACUCUCUACGAACCCUGCUCCAACGCUACGUGGCUGCACAGAGACCGUAUUCUAGAGUCCAAUGACAAGUAUGAAAUUUCGGUCUCGGAAGAUGGCCUAACUCAUCGCCUAAUCAUCAAAAACACCCAGGCCUCUGACAAGGGGACGUACACCAUUGAUAUUGGAGACCGCUCUUCAAGUGCCUGGCUUGAGGUUGAAUCUAAAGGAAAGAGAAAACAGACUGAAGGAGAUAGUGAUGAUAUAACUGGAUGGCGGAAGAAACAGCUAGAUGAAGACCGCGCAAAGAAACUUCGUCAAGGACAAGGCCGUGAUGAGCAGGAUGGCCAGUAUAAGAAUGGCCAAGCUGGCGAAGGAGAAUCUUAUGGUUCCUUAGGAAAAGAUGGAUCUUUGGGAAGAGGAGGAGCCAACAGAGAUGGGAAGAUGGGACAGUUUGCUGGGGUGGGGACAGACAUGGGAGGAGGGCAUGAGUUCUCUGGAUUUGCUGGUGGUAGUAGUGAACAUAUGGGACAUACUGGAAAUGGUGCUGGUGGAGGAAUGGGUGGUUUGGGUGGCAUGGGUUCACUGCAUGGUAAAGAUGCUAUGUUAGGUGGCACAGGAACUGGAUCUGGAGGUGCAGGUGGACUGCAAACUUCAGGUGGUUCCACACUUAAUGGAGCAAGUGGGCCAGGAGCUGGGUUUGGUGGUGCUGGUGGAGUAGGUGGCCUCUAUGGCAAGGAUGGGAUGGUAGGUGGAGCUGGUGCUGGUGGAGUAGGUGGACUCUACGGCAAGGAUGGGAUGCUAGGUGGAGCUGGUGCUGGGGGAGCUGGCAGUGCUGGCAGAGAAGGUGGACUUUAUGGUAAGGAUGGCAUGCUUGGUGGAGGUGGUGGUGCUGGUGGAGUAGGGGGACUUUAUGGCAAGGAUGGGAUGCUAGGGGGAGCUGGUGCUGGUGGAGUAGGUGGACUCUACGGCAAGGAUGGGAUGCUAGGUGGAGCUGGUGCUGGGGGAGCUGGCGGUGCUGGGGGAGUAGGUGGACUUUAUGGGAAGGAUGGUAUGUUAGGUGGAGCUGGUGGUGCUGGUGGAGCAGGUGGACUCUACGGCAAGGAUGGGAUGCUAGGUGGAGCUGGUGCUGGUGGAGCAGGUGGACUCUAUGGCAAGGAUGGGAUGCUAGCUGGAGCUGGAGCUGGGGGAGCUGGUGGUGCUGGUGUAGGUGGAUUUUAUGGUAAGGAUGGUAUGUUAGGUGGUGCUGGUGCUGGUGGAGCUGGUGGUGCUGGUGGAGCUGGUGGUGCUGGUGGAGCAGGUGGACUCUACGGCAAGGAUGGGAUGCUAGGUGGAGCUGGUGCUGGUGGAGCAGGUGGACUCUAUGGCAAGGAUGGGAUGCUAGCUGGAGCUGGAGCUGGGGGAGCUGGUGGUGCUGGUGUAGGUGGAUUUUAUGGUAAGGAUGGUAUGUUAGGUGGUGCUGGUGCUGGUGGAGCUGGUGGAGCUGGUGCUGGUGGUGCUGGUGGAUUUGGGGGACUUUAUGGCAAGGAUGGUAUGUUAGGUGGAGCUGGUGCUGGUGGAGCCACCGGUGCUGGUGGAGUAGGGGGACUUUAUGGCAAGGAUGGGAUGCUAGGUGGAGCUGGUGCUGGUGGACCUGGUGGUGCUGGUGGAGUAGGGGGAACUUAUGGUAAGGAUGGUAUGUUAGGUGGAGCUGGCACUGAGGGUGCUGGUGGAGUGGGUGGACUUUACGGGAAAGAUGGUUUUCUAGGUGGAGCUGGUGGACUUGAUGGUGCUGGUGGAGUAGGUGGACUUUGUGGCAAAGACGGUCUGCCAAUUGGAGCUGGUCAACUUGGUGGUGCUGGUGGAGUAGGUGGACUGUAUGGGAAGGAUGGUUUCUUAGGCAGUGGUGGUGCUGGUGGAAUGGGUGGUGCUGGUGGUGUAGGAGGUCCUUAUGGUAAGGAUGGAAUGCUAGGCAGAACUGGACCUGACGGACCUGGUGGUGCUGGUGGAGUAGGUGGACUCUACGGCAAGGAUGGGAUGCUAGGUGGAGCUGGAGCUGGCGGACCUGGUGGGAUUGGUGGAGUAGGUGGAGUAGGUGGUGCUGGUGGAGUAGGGGGACUUUAUGGCAAGGAUGGAAUGCUAGGUGGAGCUGGUGCUGGUGGACCUGGUGGUGCUGGUGGAGUAGGGGGACUUUAUGGGAAGGAUGGAAUGCUAGGUGGAGCUGGUGCUGGUGGACCUGGUGGUGCUGGUGGAGUAGGGGGACUUUAUGGGAAGGAUGGAAUGCUAGGUGGAGCUGGUGCUGGCAGAGUAGGUGGUGCUGGUGGAGUAGGGGGACUUUAUGGGAAGGAUGGAAUGCUAGGUGGAGCUGGUGCUGGUGGACCUGGUGGUGCUGGUGGAGUAGGGGGACUUUAUGGGAAGGAUGGAAUGCUAGGUGGAGCUGGUAUUGGCGGACCUGGUGGUACUGGUGGAGUAGGUGGACUUUAUGGCAAGGAUGGAAUGCUAGAUGGAGCUGGUGCUGGCGGACCUGGUGGUGCUGGUGGAGUAGGGGGACUUUAUGGCAAGGAUGGUGUGUUAGGUGGAGCUGGUGCUGGUGGAGUAGGGGGACUUUAUGGUAAGGAUGGUGUUUUAGGUGGAGCUGGUGCUGGUGCUGGUGCUGGUGCUGGCGGACCUGGUGGUACUGGUGGAGUAGGGGGACUAUAUGGUCAGGAUGGUGUGUUAGGUGGAGCUGGUGCUGGUGGACUUGGUGGUACUGGUGGAGUAGGUGGACUUUAUGAUAAGGAUGGUGUUUUAGGUGGAGCUGGUGCUGGUGGACCUGGUGGUGCUGGUGGAGUAGGUGGACUUCAUGGCAAGGAUGGUAUGUUAGCUGGAACUGCUGCUGGCGGACCUGGUGGUGCUGGUGGAGCUGGCGGUGCUGGUGGAGUAGGUGGACUCUAUGGCAAGGAUGGGAUGCUAGGUGGAGCUGGUGGUGCUGGUGGAGUAGGUGGACUCUACGGCAAGGAUGGGGUGCUAACUGGAGCUGGAGCUGGAGCUGGCGGACCUGGCGGUGCUGGUGGGGUUGGUGGUGCUGGUGGAGUAGGGGGACUUUAUGGCAAGGAUGGGAUGCUAGGUGGAGCUGGUGCUGGCGGACUUGGUGGUGCUGGUGGUGCUGGUGGAGUAGGUGGACUUUAUGGCAAGGAUGGUAUGUUAGGUGGAGCUGGUGCUGGCGGACCUGGUGGUGCUGGCGGCAUUGGUGGGCUCUAUGGUAAGGAUGGAAUGCCAAGUCGACCAGGCAUUGGUGGACUUGGUGGUGCUGGUGGCACAGACAGGCUGCUUGACAGUACUGGUGUUUCUGGUGCAGAAGGUAUGAGAGGUCAUCAUGGUAAGGAUGGUGUGCUUCCUGGGGUUGGUGGUGUUGGGUUAAGAGGUGUAGGGAGCACCGGUGACCUUUAUGGUCAGGCAAGUACUUUACAUGGAACUGAGGGUGGUGGUGCUGGCACUGAAUUAGGAGGCAUGGGUGGCAUGAUGGAUCGAACUGGCGGAGCUGGCACCAAGUAUGGUGUAUCAGGUGAGGGUUAUGGUGAAGGAGGGAUAGGUAAGGAUGGCAGGGUUAGUGGAACUGGUGCUGGUGGUCUUAGUGGUGAAGGAUGGUUGGAUGGUAGGGAUGGUAGGCUAGGUGGAUUUGGUGUUGGUCCAGGAGUUAGAGGUGUUGAUGGAUCCCUGUAUGAGAAUAUGUCAGGCAUUCCUGGUGAAGAGUUCCUAGGCUAUGGACAGUCUUCUGGCCUUUCUGACGCUGGAACCCAUGCUGGUGACAGAAGAAGACAGCUGUCUAACUUAGAUGCCAGUCAACUUACUUCAUCUGAUAUUUCAAGAACCAGGGACAGGAAAGGGAGAGGAGGAAGUCUUCUUGAAGAGGAUGUGAGAGAAUCACAUCCCCGUUUCAACCAAGGGUUAUUUGACCUCCAUGCACCAAAAGGAAAACCAGCUGUGUUAACUUGCAGCCUCAACAAUGACCAGCUUGAGGGAACUUGGUUUAAAGAUGGGUUCAAGAUAACAGGCCAGGAUGGAAUCUCCAUUGAGAAGGAGGGCCCAGUCCACAAACUAUUAAUAGAUGAAGUACAAGAUAGCCAUGCUGGAAAAUACAAAUUCGAAGCUGGAGGAGUCCGAACAGAAGCAUCUAUUUUUGUUGAAGACCCUCCAAAUGUUGACUCUGCUCUUCUGGAAAAACUGAAGAAGGAACCUAUAGUAGUAAAGGCAGGAAAGAAUGCCAUAGUGAAGAUCCCAUUUGAAGGCCGGAAGCCAGUCAGAUCAACUUGGCUAAAGGAUGAAGGAGAACUUCUGGAUGAUGCCAGGAUCAGCACUGACUAUUCAGACAACUUCACCCGACUCUCCAUAUCCAGUGCUAAUCGGAAGGACUGUGGUGAUUAUAAAGUGAAACUGAAGAAUGAGAGUGGAAGCACUGAAGCUACUCUCAAGCUGGUAGUUCUAGAUAAGCCUCAACCACCAAUGGGACCCAUCGAAGUUGUGGACUGCUCCACAAAUAGUAUAACUAUCCAGUGGAAGCCCCCCAAAGACGAUGGUGGCAAACCAAUCCAGAGUUAUAUUAUUGAGAGGCAGCAGGUUGGCAGAAAGACCUGGGUGACCUUGGGUAAGACCGAUGGAAGCAGCACUGUCUUCACCACCAACAAAGUGGAACAUGACAAAAGUUACUACUUCAAAGUGAGAGCAGUGAAUGCCGAAGGUACCAGUGAGGCACUGGAGUCUGAUGAAGUGAUGGCUGCUACCAAAGCAUUUCCUGGUCCUCCUGCUCCUCCCAAAAUUGUCAGUACCAGCAAGGGUGCUGUCACACUCUCAUGGGCAGCACCACAUAAGACCGGCAACUCCCGCAUCUUGGGCUACAGGAUUGAGAAGUGCAAGAAGGGCAGCAACAGCUGGACACCUGUCACUGAUGUGCCCAUUACAGACAGGAAGUACACAGUGACUGACCUGAAGGAGGGUCUGCUGUAUGAAUUCCGUGUGGCUGCCAUUAAUGCUGCAGGGGCGGGUGACGUUAGUGCACCGUCGGAAGCUGCUUUUGCUCGGGAUCCCAUGAAACCACCAGGUGCAGUGAGAGAUCUUAAAGUGAUCAGUACUGACUACUGCAGCAUCUCUUUGUCAUGGACGAAGCCAGAAGCAGAGGAAGAAAGUCAUGCCAAAGGCUACAUUAUAGAGAUGCGGCACACUGACACUCUGAAGUGGACCCAGUGUAAUUCCCUCCCAAUCCCAAUAACUACAUACACAGUUAGAGGGCUAAAAGCCAGGGAGAUGUACUUCCUACGAGUGAGAGCAGUCAAUGACGGUGGUUUUGGCGAGCCCGUCGAACUGGACACUUGUGUCCAAGCUGUACCUCCCACAGUUCCUCCCAAACUCUUGGUAAAGGACACCACCAAAAGCUUCAUGAUUGUAAAAGCAGGGGAUGCCAUUCGUGUGCGCAUUCCCUUUGAAGCUUCCCCACCUCUUGAAGUGGUUUGGCUAAAGGAUGGUCUUACUCUGCCCGCAAAAGCCACAAUAGCUACCAGAGAAGGCCUGAGCCAACUCAUCAUCCCAGGAGCUGACUUUUCUGACAGUGGCCAUUAUAGCAUCACCCUCCAAACUGAGCGUGGAAAUAAAGAGACUUUCAGCUUUCUAGUCCAAGUUCUAGAUGUCCCAGAAUCUCCUGGUCCUAUACAGCUAAUUGAGAAGGUCCCUGACACGGUGACUCUGAUUUGGGAGCCCUCACCAACAGAGAAGAGAGAGGGCACCCUGAAUUACAUGGUCAUGAGACGUGACUCCUACAAAGGAUCUUGGCAACUGGUGUCUGACCUGAUUUACACCAACAAGUGCACUGUCUCAAAUUUUGUCCCAGGCCGGGAAUACUACUUCAGAGUUCAGGCAAAGAAUUGCAUGGGAAUCAGCGAGCCCUCUGAAACAGUGCAACCCUGGAUCAUCCACAGGGAAAAGGGUAAAUUUGCAGUCAGAAGCCCAAAAUACAAGGGGGUCAACCAAAGUCAGCCUCCAAGAUUCCUUGUCCCAUUGAAACCUCAUGUGGUAACUCUAGGAUUUGACUGUCACAUGAGUUGUGCUGUGACUGGAUAUCCAGUCCCUCAAGUAAUGUGGUAUAAAGAUGGCAAGAAUAUCUCUCAGGAUCCUACCUUCUUCAGCAAAAAUGACUUUGGGGUCUGCUCUCUUGUGAUCCUAGGAGUUACAGCAUCAGAUGGAGGCCAGUACAAGGUGGUGGCCAUCAAUGAACUAGGCCAAGCAGUCAGCAAAGCUGAAGUCACCAUAAAAGAACCUGCUUUUUAGAAUGGCCUGCAUGGAACCAGCUUUGCACAGUCUGUGGCGUGACAACGUUUUCCUGUAAGACAGACACAGUUACUCAAAAAUAUGUAUUUACUGUUCUGUUAAGCAGCCUGAAGAUUCUAUCUGGUGAGGCAAGUGAGGUCAAAACAGCAACUGUUCUUUUCUUUACAGUUUUCCAUAACAGGAAAGCCCUUUGAAAACAUGUAUGCAAUUCUGUCCAACGGUCCUUCAAAGAGCAGAAUCCCAGUAUACUUAUCUGAGACUUUAAUGGAAAUAUGAUAACUUUAAUGGAAGUAAGUUGUGAGCCACCACAGUCAUCAUCCUCACAAUGAAUUUAUUGGUCUUUAAGGUACCACAGGACUUUCUGUUUUGUUUCUGCUGCAUCUGGCUAACAUGGCAACCCCUCUGAAAGUCAUGACAAGGAAAGAUAGUCCUGCAAUAAUAAUGGAUUUUAUAUUCAUAUCCACUGGGCUGUAGCUGAGAUUGUUUAUUUGUAGGAUAAAGAUAUUGUGAGAGAAAAUACUUGGAACCAGCUCCAUGGCAAAUGAAUUUCAAAUAGCUUGGCUGUGCCCACAGUGGCUGUAAUAAAACAUGAGCUUUAUGAAUGUAUUGGGAGUAAAAGAGUUUAUAACUAGUUGGGAUCCUUCUGUCAAGAACACCAAAUUUUAUGUAUGAGAUGUCUUACUAAUUUCAAGCAUCAUUUGGGUUUUAACCAACUCUAAUUUUAGAAAGCUUAACAAAGAAUUGAAGUGGGACAAUGCCACCUAUUUAGUAUUCACAGGUUUGAAGAUGGAUGCUUGAACAAGAUUAGCUUAACCUUGAAACAGAAAAGUUUGUUUUAAGAUAAGUUUUUUUCCUGGGCCUACAGCAAUUGCCUCAUCAACAAGAAUCAAAGCAAGACUAUACUUUUGUGUUUGCUCAACCCUGAGUUUCAGCCUCAUACUUUUCAAAAUGUCUCAAUGAAAUGAGGCCC
Messenger RNA from Podarcis raffonei (Aeolian wall lizard), 8556 nucleotides. It is a transcript of the gene IGFN1, whose product is annotated as immunoglobulin like and fibronectin type III domain containing 1. The transcript has 29 exons. Gene Ontology annotation, molecular function: protein binding. The coding region runs from base 318 to 7586 and encodes 2422 amino acids. The record is from RefSeq and is a predicted model, not a curated record. NCBI's taxonomy places the organism in Eukaryota, Metazoa, Chordata, Lepidosauria, Squamata, Lacertidae.